Oreochromis aureus is the source of this 981-nucleotide messenger RNA. RefSeq names its product myeloid leukemia factor 1 (gene mlf1). Gene Ontology annotation, biological process: regulation of DNA-templated transcription. The coding region runs from base 116 to 925 and encodes 269 amino acids. Lineage: Eukaryota; Metazoa; Chordata; Actinopteri; Cichliformes; Cichlidae. The transcript has 8 exons. Gene Ontology annotation, cellular component: nucleus; cytoplasm. The record is from RefSeq and is a predicted model, not a curated record.
CAGGUUGCCUGUCAUCGCCUCCAUAGUAACGAUAUCGAGGCUGAGCGGGGGGGCUCCGGACACCUGUGGCGGAUUUUUUUCUAGAAAACCUUUACCGCUUCGAAAACACCUGAAAAUGUUCAACAGCAGUCUCAGGGAGUUUGAUGAAGAUCCGUUCGUCUCGGAUCCUUUCCGUGCACAUAGGGAGCAUAUGCGGCAGAUGAUGCGUAGCUUCUCCGAGCCUUUCGGUGGGGCCCUUAUGCCAAGUCUAAUGGAUGGGAGAAACCGUGGCCACGAGAUGAUAGAACAUCCUAGUUCAUCCCAUCCACUGAGAAACGAACACAGGGAUAUGAGCCGGUCGUUGUUGCCGUUUGGUGGGAUUGACAGUACGGACUUGAUGAGAAACCCUUUCGGUGUGUUUGACAACAUGAUGGCCAGCAUGAGAAGCAGGAUGGAGGGAAUGCACAGAAACCUUGAGAAUAUGUCUGCAGAUUCAAACACCCACUCAUUUAGCUCCUCAUCAGUAAUGACAUAUUCAAAGGUUGGAAAUGAGCCUCCCAAGGUCUACCAAGCAACCUCGUCAACACGCUGUGCCCCAGGAGGGAUCAAGGAGACCCGGCAAGCAAUCAGAGACUCUGAGAGCGGUCUUGAGAAGAUGAAAAUCGGACACCACAUCCAGGACCGGGGGCAUGUUGUUGAGAAGAAAUACAACAAGAAAACAGGAGAGAAGGAGUUCAACCAGGACUUCCAAAAUAUGGAUGAAUCUGAAGCACAGUCUUUUGAUGAUGAGUGGCAGCAGGAGGUGUCCAAGUUUCAGCAACCCGGGCCCAUGUCUCGCUUGAACGAACCACAACCCCGUGUUGUUCACCAGGCAGCCCUCACCGGCCCUGAGCAGGCCCACAGAGACCAACCAAGGAGCAAGGCUAAAGGAAAACAGAAAAAGUAAGAGCUCAGGGACGAUGAAGCAGUGUGCAAUAAAGUUGUUGUUUUUUUAAAACAGCA